AUGUCCGGAUACGUUGUUUCGGCUGUCAAAACCUUGACCUCAUUGCUCCCACUCUACAAUACAACUGAUCCAUCAAGUUCAGGUAAUAGGAACAGCUCAGUGAAAAGUGACGAAAGUGAUUCUCUGCUGGCAAAGCAUGAUGACACCGACACCGGUUCUCAUCAAGGCCUUGAUACUACCCCUUCAACUCUGGAAGAUUUUGGAGCCUCUGACAGCGUAAAACAAGAUAGCGGCCCCAGUGAACUUCCUGACAGAACUGAUGAGAAGCCUUCGGGCGCACCAAGUACAACUGAAAAUGAAGGUGGCGCCGAUGCAACGCAGGUGCCAAGUACCCCGCACAGUGACAAUUCUACAACAACACAAAAGUUGCCCGCCAAAGGUGAAAGUGGUAAUGAGGAGGAGAGUGAGGAGGAGAGUGAUGAAGACCUCAAUCCGGAGGGAUACAGACCUCGUGGAAAGCCCUCCAAGCCGCUUGCAUCACAAUCGAAACCUGGCAGUACCCACAGAUAA
Tremella mesenterica DSM 1558 is the source of this 510-nucleotide messenger RNA. RefSeq lists its product as uncharacterized. Lineage: Eukaryota; Fungi; Basidiomycota; Tremellomycetes; Tremellales; Tremellaceae. Bases 1 to 510 code for a protein of 169 amino acids. The transcript has a single exon. The record is from RefSeq and is a predicted model, not a curated record.